CGAGGAGGAGAGUGCUUGGAAGCCAUUGAUGGUGCAUUGAACGGGCAUCUUAUAUUAUCCCAUAGCCGCAUCUAGCCAUGAAGCUCACCGCUGUGAAAAAUGCCCCCCCUAUCGGCAAUCCAUCAGUUCCCAGCGCUGCUAACCCUCCACUCCCCCGUAAGAAACCGAAGUCGAUUCCGCCCGAAUUUUAAGCUUCGUUCGGAACCCCGAUGUACAGAAGGUGGACCUUUUUUUCACACUGAAUAAUCUCCUUUUACUUUUUUUGCUUUGGUUUGAUCUCUAAUAAACUUGUAUUGGGUUUUUUUCUUGAGAAGCUUCAGUCGUAAUCAGACCAGAAAUUCAAACUGAGACAAAAAUAAUCCUUUUCCUUCAACAGUCACAGAGAAAGAAAAAAUAAAAUAAAAAGAAACAUGGGGUCCCAGGUUGCCGAGCCCCAACCACUGGAGCUGUGGCGGCACCCGGACCCAGAGUCCACGCAGAUGUGGAAGUUCCUGCAGCACGUCAAGGCCAAGCACCUCCUGGACAUUGACGACUACCCGGGGCUGUACAAGUGGUCGAUCGAGAAUGUUGCGGCGUUCUGGGAAGAUGUGUGGCGUUUCUGCGGGAUCAAGGCUUCCAAGCCGUACACGGAGGUUCUGCCACCCAACGCACCAAUGUACCCGCGGCCAGAUUUCUUCUCGGGCGCGCUCCUUAAUUUUGCCGAGAACAUGCUGUUCCCCAAGAACGCUGACAUCUCGGACUCCACACCGGCGACCAUCACCGUGACCGAGGUGGAGGGCAAAGAGACGACGACGACGUGGGCGGAGCUGCGCGAGGCGGUGCGCCGGUGCUCCAACGCGCUGCGGGCCGCGGGCCUGAAGCCCAAGGACAUCGUGGCGGGCUUCGUGUCCAACCACCACCAGGCCAUCGUGGCCAGCCUGGCGGCGGCGUCGCUGGGCGCCAUCUGGACGGGGAUCAGCCCGGACAACGGCGUGAGCGCCGUGCUGGACCGGCUCGCGCAGAUCGGGCCCAGGGUGCUGUUCGCCGACAACGGCAUGGUCUACAACGGCAAGUCGUGGCCGUCGACCUCCAAGACGCUGGAGAUCGUCGAGGGCCUCGUGCCCAAGGGGCUGGAGCUCGUGGUCGUCAUCGACAACAUCGACGUGGACUCGGGGCUGGAGGAGAUGCGGGCAAAGGGCGUCGAGGCGGCGGUGGCCUACGACGCGUUUCUCGGCCGGGGCGCGGACGGCGGGGAGCUGAGGUUCGAGCAGCUCCCGCCCUCUCACCCGCUCUACAUCCUGUACUCGAGCGGCACGACGGGCCUGCCCAAGGCCAUCGUGCACACGGCGCUCGGCACGCUGAUCCAGCACAAGAAGGAGCACCUGCUGCACUGCUCGGUGGACUCGUCCUCGACCAUGCUCUACUACACGACGACGUCCUGGAUGAUGUGGCACUGGUCCAUCGCGGCGCUGUCGUGCGGCGCCACCCUGGUGCUGUACACGGGCUCGCCCUUCAAGCCGCACGGGUACCUGUCGGUGCCCCGGCUGCUGGCCAGGUACAAGGUGACGCACUUCGGCACCUCGGCGAGCUACCUGACGACGCUCGAGUCCAACGACGUCAUGCCGGAGAGGGAGGGCGUCGAGCUGCCGCACCUGCAGGCCGUCUACUCGACCGCGUCCCCCCUGCCGCCGUCGACCUUUGCGUACGUCUACCGGGCGUUCCCGGCCCGCGUCAACCUGGGCUCCAUCACGGGCGGCACCGACAUCAUCUCGCUGUUCGGCGCGCCGUGCCCGCUCCUGCCGGUGCACGCGGGCGAGAUCCAGUGCGCGGGCCUGGGGAUGGCGAUCGGGGUGGCGGACUCGGCGACGGGGCUCCCGACGCCGGGAGAGGAUGGCGAGCUCGUGUGCACGGAGCCGUUCCCCUGCCAGCCGCUGACGUUCUGGGGCGAGGGCGGCGCCGCCAGGUACAAGGCGUCGUACUUUGAGCGGUUCGAGACGCACCACGACGCGGCCAGGACCGGGCCCAUCUGGCACCACGGGGACUUUGUGCGCAUCGACGGGCGCACGGGCGGGCUGACCAUGCUGGGCCGCUCGGACGGCGUGCUCAAGCCCAGCGGCGUGCGGUUCGGGUCGGCCGAGAUCUACAACAUCCUGACCAGGUACUUUGGGGCCGAGGUCGAGGACUCCGUGUGCGUCGGGAGGCGGAGGGAGACGGACCGCGACGAGACCGUGUGCCUGUUCGUGGUCAUGUGCGAGGGCAAGACGUUUGGCGAGGAGCUGGCCGAGCGGAUCAGGGCCACGAUCCGGAAGGAGCUGAGCCCCAGACAUGUGCCCGGGGUCGUGGAGGAGGCGGGCGGGGGUAUCCCGAGGACUGGGAACGGGAAGAAGAUCGAGGUCGCGGUGAAGCAAAUCCUCUCGGGCAUCAAGGUCAAGACCAACGCCAGCGUGGCGAACCCGGAGGCUCUCGAGUGGUUCAGCAACUGGGCUGCGCAAGGAACGAAAAGACGGCACUCGCAAGCAACCAAAUAAGCCUGUCACGGUAUAGAAAUUUUGGGCGACAGCCUACCAGCUUCAUGUGGUCCCUCCUUUUUCCUUCAUGCGUCCGAAAGCGGCCGGCUUGGGAGAUGCGGAGGACGUAUUGUGAAAACGUCGCUUUUUUCUUUCUUUUUUUCCUCUGCUCCUUUUUGGCGUGGUUAAGCUUCUUAAAAGCCAUAGAUCUUCAAAAGACCAAGGAAAGGGGUAGAACAGAUUGCAGUUUUCAACGUCCAGGAACAAUGAAAAUUACAGGUUAUUAAAAGCAUGCAUAGGUCUUUUAAGCUGUCCAUUGAGGAGGCUAG
Truncatella angustata is the source of this 2815-nucleotide messenger RNA. RefSeq lists its product as uncharacterized. The record is from RefSeq and is a predicted model, not a curated record. Gene Ontology annotation, molecular function: acetoacetate-CoA ligase activity. Gene Ontology annotation, cellular component: cytosol. Gene Ontology annotation, biological process: lipid metabolic process. Bases 411 to 2507 code for a protein of 698 amino acids. The transcript is spliced from 3 exons. Lineage: Eukaryota; Fungi; Ascomycota; Sordariomycetes; Amphisphaeriales; Sporocadaceae.